This is a messenger RNA of Westerdykella ornata, 1301 nucleotides long. RefSeq lists its product as uncharacterized. The coding region runs from base 353 to 1081 and encodes 242 amino acids. The transcript has 3 exons. The record is from RefSeq and is a predicted model, not a curated record. NCBI's taxonomy places the organism in Eukaryota, Fungi, Ascomycota, Dothideomycetes, Pleosporales, Sporormiaceae.
GAGGGCAAGGCUUCUGGAUUAUUGGCAGCGGAGGCGAGUGAAUAAUAAUCGAUGACGAGGAAUCAUCAGGUGAGCCGGAAAGACGACGGCGACAAGGUCGAUUGAUGAGAGAGACAUGGAGAUUGGAGAUUGCUGGAGGUUGCUAGUCGGACGCCCUUGCCUGUCCCCUUUGCGGUGUUCCUGCAUCCGCUCGCUCCCAGCGGUCAAUCCACCCCUUCUCCUGGUCCCUCGUGAGCACUGUUCUCGGCGGCCUCUGCUGCCUGCCUCAUGAACCACAUGAACUGCACUACAUACUGAAACAAGCGGCGCCCUCUCUUUGUGUGUGUCGAGACUUGAUGAUGGCUGGAUCCAUAUGACCGCCCAUGAUUUCUGCAUCUUUGCCGUCCCUGGAUGCAUAUCGCCUGCCUAUCAGAGGGUUGAGUUCGAGAGCUCUCUUAUUAUCCUUGAAUUCUGCUCCCAACUCCAUGUCUCUUCACCUCCGACCACACAAGCGCAUCCAACACCGCAGCAUCCAAAAUCCACCAUUUCCGUCCCUACGGACAACACUCGUGCCUAUAGCAACCCCAACUCCCUGGCUUAUUAUCACCAUCUCCGCAUUUGUGACUGGCCAGCGCUUGUGGCGGGCGGGGUGAAAAAAAGGAGUCUUGGAGGUCCGUCACCCCACGGUAGCACACAUCCUCUCCAUUGCACGCUCCUCAUUGGCUGCAUGGGAAAAGAGAGACAUGUCUGUCUGUAUCCCAACAAGGCGAAGCUUUCCUUGCACGGGCAAACCCCGCUCUGCAAGGACCCAGUUCGGGAUCAUCAACCUGUAUCAAAUUACCGCGCUUCCUCCAACUCCCCAGCUGCCGAUAAUCCCGUAAUUAACGGUAUCAAAUCCUCCCCAGAGCAAGACAGAACUCCAGGACCGGGCGCAGCGGUUGGAAACACCAGACGUCUGAUGCGCGAGGGGAAUCGUACGACUUUUCGCUCCCCUGCAGCCCUGCUCCCUUCUCGAGUACUGAAAGUACGACGGGGUUGGAGCGCAUGCAUGCCAACAACGCGACACUAUGCCCACGCCGUUCAAAAAGAAGGUGAUGGUUGAGGGAUAUGAUGUCUCCUUGUCGACGUGAACUCGACUUAUCCAUACCUAUAUAGGCCAGCUUGAUCUUGCGUUUGUUGGAAAGGAAGUCGAAACUGGAUCGCCCUCUUUUCUUGAACUGUUUGAUCUUGGGGCGCCCGGGAGAGUUUUGGUGGAAUAUAUGUGUGCAUUGGAUUGAUUGCAGAUGGCAGCAGUAUAUUCCAUAAUCGGAGAGUGUUUGCUG